GACGACCUAGGAAAAAUGGCAUAGAUAGAGAUUGGCGGCUAAAGGUGAUGGAAGGUAUACACAACCAUGAACCAGCUAGGUCACUACUUGGGCACAAUUUUGUUGGUCGUCUAAAACCCGGAGAGAAGGAGCAAGUGGGAAAAAUGACAAGGAGUUGGGUUCCACCGAGAAAGAUGUUGUUGACUUUGAAGGAAAACAAUCCUUCAAACUUGACUACCAUAUCUCAGAUUUAUGGUGUUUGCAAGAGGUUAAGAAAAUCCCUCCGCGGGGGAUUGACAGAAAUGCAACACUUGUUGAAGAAGUUGGACGGUGACAAGUAUGUCCACUUUGAAAGACAUGAGCCUGGAUCGGAAGUCAUUAGGGAUGUAUUUUGGGCUCAUCCAAAUGCUAUCAAACUGUUCAACACAUUUCCAUAUGUAGUGAUUAUGGAUUGCACAUACAAGACAAACAAAUAUGCAAUUCCCUUGCUUGAGAUUGUUGGACUGACUUCCACAGAUAAGACAUACUCCAUAGCCUUUUGCUACAUUGUUAAUGAGGGCACAGAUGACUACGUUUGGGCACUGGAGUGUAUGAAGUCUCUAUUAGCUGAUCAAGCCAUGUUGCCUAAGGUGAUUGUUACUGACAGGGAUCUUGCCUUAUUGAGUGCUGCUAAGCAAAGCCUUCCUAACACUACACAUUUAUUAUGCUUGUGGCACAUCAACAAGUGUGUUUUGGCAAAGUGCAAACUCUAUGUUGGCACAGAUGAUUUUGCUGAGUUGGUUAUGAUGAAGUGGGCAGAGGUGGUGGAUGCUGCAACAGUUGAAGAAUUUGAAGUGAAAUGGAUGCAAUUGUUUAAUAUGUGCAAGGCAAAAUACAGCAACUUUACCUCCUAUUGUUCUACUACAUGGUUGGUUCACAAGGAGAAAUUCGCCAAGGCAUGGACAAAUCAUGUGAUGCACUUUGGAACAACAACAAGUAACAGGGCUGAGGGUGCACAUGCCAGUUUGAAGAAGAUGUUACGGGAUUGCAAGGGUGACCUGGCCACUUCAUGGGAUGCGUCGCAUAGUUUGACAUGUAAUCGACAUACUAAAAUAUUAGCAUCGUUUGAGCGCAGUAUUCACAGAAUUGAUCACAUUUUCAUGUUCCCAUUUUACACAAAUAUUAGAGGAUUUGUGUCAAACAAAUGCCUGCAGCUCAUCGACGAUGAACAUAUAAGAAUGAAGUCCUACGGCGGAUGCGAUUGCUUGUUGAGAGAGACUCAUGGACUACCUUGCGGUUGUGAACUUGCAGGUCACCGGUCAACCACUCUCUUGUCAAUUAAUUCUAUUUGUUAUUGA
Messenger RNA from Lotus japonicus, 1316 nucleotides. RefSeq names its product protein FAR-RED IMPAIRED RESPONSE 1-like. Gene Ontology annotation, biological process: regulation of DNA-templated transcription. The transcript has 2 exons. The record is from RefSeq and is a predicted model, not a curated record. Lineage: Eukaryota; Viridiplantae; Streptophyta; Magnoliopsida; Fabales; Fabaceae. Bases 48 to 1316 code for a protein of 422 amino acids.